Molecule: messenger RNA, 1917 nt
Organism: Ylistrum balloti
Lineage: Eukaryota; Metazoa; Mollusca; Bivalvia; Pectinida; Pectinidae
Product: protein PIF-like
Exons: 7
Coding region: 1-1917 (638 amino acids)
Cellular component (GO): extracellular region
Molecular function (GO): chitin binding
Source: RefSeq, a predicted model, not a curated record
AUGGUUUUAUUUACAAUUUUACUUUUACUACAAUGGUUACCAGUGAUUCAAGGGGAUACAUCCUCGUCAUCAGGAGGUCAGAUAACAGAAUGCAAGAGACUGAUUGAUCUGAUUGCUGUGAUCGACGCUUCCGACAGCAUCAACGAUGACGACUUCCGAAUGUUAAAAGACUCCAUGAACACCUUUAUAGACCAUAUUCAUAUUAACUCUGCCCGUAUGGGUAUUGUCGUGUACAGCUCCCGGAUCUCUCUGGAGUUACCCCUGACUGGAAACAAGGCGCGCCUUCAGGAAAAGGUCGGAAGCCUACCCCAUGACAAGGAGGGUACCAACACAGAUCUGGGUAUUGAGAGCAUGACGAAACUUUUUAAACAAGACGAACGGCCUGGUGUGCCUAUGUUAGGAUUCGUCUUGACCGACGGAAGGUCAAAGAACCCGAAUGCGACUUCCCACCAGGCAGGGCUAGCCAGGGAUUAUGGUAUUAACAUGUACGCUGUUGGUAUCGGUAGUAAGAUUGAUGACAACGAACUGAAUGAGAUUGCUAGUAAAAAAGAGCAAGUGAAGAGAGUUGCCUCGUUUUCGUCACUGGCAGAUUCUAUAGGAGAACUCGUAAAGCUUGUGUGUCCAACUACUUCAACAACUACCACAACGACUACAACAACUACAACGACCACUCCAACUACAACAACGACCACUCCAACUACAACAACGACCACUCCAACAACGACCACUCCAACUACAACAACGACCACUACCACUCCUGCGCCAAGUACAACUACCCCUAAUGGCGCGGAGCCGAGCACGCUUCCUCCAUCUAAAGGCGUAUGUGAUGACUGUACCAUCGUAAAUGGAAUAGGUUACAAUCCUCACCCAGAAGACUGUGAUCAAUUUGUCCAGUGUUUCUUUGGUGACAAUGGUGAAGUUCGUGCUAUAGACAGACAGUGUGGUUUUGGACAAUACUGGGACCAAACAGUUCUCACCUGUAGAAAAGCUGCAGAAGUUCCCUGUCGUAGAGAAAAAUGCCGGUAUCCAUUUCUGUUGUCCUAUCCUUACGAUGGUAUAAACAACUGUCGGGCUCACUGGAAGUGUAACAUGGGGAAGUCCGAGGGUAUGUGUUGUCCUAAAGGUUAUUCAUACCGACCAUACUAUGGCUGUCGAGCCGACGAGAGUUGUAAUGACCACUGUCCGCCAUUAUUCAAUCACCAGACGGGAGGUUGUGAUACAAUGAUGGUGGUCGGGAAUCCAAAGGCUUAUAAACAGUACGUAAACGGGUUCGGCUGGAUGGAGCGGCCAUGUGCUCCUGGUACCCAUUACGACGCAAUGAUUUGUGGUUGCAAGAUGUAUGAUAGUAUUGUCCCCGGAAAAGAAUGCAAACCAGUCGUAAAUAUACCGUUUGAUGGAGACGUCAAGAACCAUGCUAAUGGUAACAUACACGUGGAGAGCGACAAUGUUGAGGUGGCUGUCAACAACUAUGGGUAUUUUAACGGUAGCUCCAAACUCUACAUCCCCUACUUCGCCAAUAUGGAGUUCUACACAGAUUUUGUCAUUAUAAUGAAAUUCCUUCCUGUCAAGCCAGGUGUCCAGGCUUUGCUUAGCAACAGUGAUUGUUGUAGUGACGGCGCCACCAUAAACAUCCUCAAGACGUCGAAAAAUAUCUAUUUCCGGGCAAGAGCUGACGCCAGUGAAUCCGCCUCCUUACGUCUUGGAAUAGUUCAUGGCAACUGGAAUAAGAUCUACUUCAUUCACGACCACUACAGCCUUCAGGCGAGAAGUAACGAGAGAAUGGCGGAGACGGAUGCAUUCGGUCCUAUUAGGACGAGUUCAACGGGUAUACAGAUUGGUUAUAGCAAAGGAUUCGACAGCUUUGUGGGUUUUAUGGAUUAUGUGAAAAUCUACAUGUGCCGCCCGUCCACUGUGUAA